Messenger RNA from Closterium sp. Yama58-4, 753 nucleotides. NCBI's taxonomy places the organism in Eukaryota, Viridiplantae, Streptophyta, Zygnematophyceae, Desmidiales, Closteriaceae. The record is from the annotation of a GenBank genome assembly.
AUGCUCCCAUACAGCUGGUUGAAGGAGAGAGACCUAGUGGCAAUGUUGUUUGAGACAAGACAUGAGCGAAAAUUCGGGUUGAACGUGUUCGGUUCGAAAGGCCUUUUUUUACGCGCCGCCUCGAACCUCGAAGGCGGUUUCGGUUUCGGCCUUCCGCUCACGCGGGCGGAAGCCAACCAAGGGCUUGUGCCGCCCGCCACGGCCGUCGCGCUGAUGGGCAACUGGGGCGCGGUGCUCAUUCUCGUCAUGCUCUUCAUGGCCGUGACUUCCGCUGGGUCUGCUGAGCUUGUUGCCGUUUCAACUCUGGUGACGUACGAUAUCUACCGUACGUACAUCAACCCCAAGGCGAACGGCAAGCAGAUCCUGCUGUGCUCCCGAAUCAUGGUGCUCGCGUUCGGACUCUUUAUGGGCGUCCUUGCUAUUGCGCUCAACCAGGCGGGAGUGUCCCUUGGCUGGAUGUACCUCGUGAUGGGUGUGCUUAUCGGAAGCGCCGUCAUUCCUAUCGCUAACGUGAUUCUGUGGAGGAAGGCCAACGGUUUUGGCGCUAUUGCUGGCUGCCUCAUCGGCAUGGUUGCGGGCAUCACCUCGUGGCUGGUGGUGGCCAAGGUGCAGUAUGGAGUGGUGGACCUAGACAGCACCGGAGCCAACUCCUCCACACUCACUGGAAACCUCGUCUCCAUCAUCACUGGUGGCGCCGUGCAUGCCAUUUGCAGGUACACCUUCCCCUCCCCCCUUGCCUUUAAGACACACUGA